Messenger RNA from Colletotrichum acutatum, 1190 nucleotides. RefSeq lists its product as uncharacterized. The record is from RefSeq and is a predicted model, not a curated record. The transcript has a single exon. The coding region runs from base 464 to 1108 and encodes 214 amino acids. Lineage: Eukaryota; Fungi; Ascomycota; Sordariomycetes; Glomerellales; Glomerellaceae.
UACACUCUGACUGCCUGGCAUAAUCUUAAUUUCUCUCGUCACCAUUACAUGGGGUCAUGAAGUAAAGAUAGAGCGCGGCCUCGCCCGCCCGCUGAGCGCGCAGUCAUCUGUAAUGCUUGUACACUGUACUCCGUAUCUGACAAGACGACGGUAACUUUCGCAGGCGAAUGCUGCGGAUUGGGACCAUGCCCUUCGUUUUUCUUCGCGAAAACUCCAUACGGAUACCUACCCCAGAGACGCAGAGACGGCCGCCGCCCCCUCAACCUCAACCCUCCUCUACCGCUGUGCCGUCUCACGACCAACCCGGCCCGCGGGAAAGAGGAGGGCUGCUGACCAACAACCCCGGUUCGAAAUCUCACACCGAGACGGGAGUCCCCGGAACCGGUCAGCGCUAUGGAGGGAGGGAUGCAAUUCCCGCCCGCUCUCCCUUUCCCCCCAUGUGACGGUGACAUGCCAUGUCGAAAUGUCGAUGAAGCGCGUGAACGGGCGCAAAGAGCCCCGCUAUCGAUGCCGGGGACAAGGGGAAACGCGAUUUUGGGUUUUGACCGUUUGCAAAAGGCGCAUUCUCACUGCCCUUCAGAGGCACAGAGGCGCGGACUGGAAGGCAGGAUGUCCAUCACAUCCCGAGGUCUUCUACCGGCCGAGGGUAAGUAUGUCUGGAGUCGGUCCGACGUUGUCACGUUGGCUGUUUCUUCCCUCUCGGCUUCGAGAUGCAGCAGCCAUGCUAAUCGAUGUCUCUUCUAUGCCUCGGAUUCGGAGACAUGGUGCCAACUCCGAGCGACAAGUCUUUUGGACAGACGUUGCCGUCGUUGUCAUCCUUACUACAAAUCACUCCAUCCCCGGCAUAUCCACCCAUCCUUUCAUCCCUCCAACUCUCUCUCUCUCUCUCUCUCUCUCUCUCUCUUGCGAAAAAGACCGAUUCCGUGGAAAUAUGACCUAUCAUAAAACAGGGAACACCAGAAAGUGCCAGGAAUCGAACGUGAUGGCGGUAGAUCGCCCGCUUUUUUUCGUUGAAGAAUUCACUGUUUCCCCCCCCCCCCCCCUUCCCUUUUCCCCUUCCCUCCUUUUUGUCCCCCUGUCCCUACAUCCGGAUCCUACCGCUUGGUAAGAAGUGCCUUUUUGGUGGUUGGUUAUAGGGUAAGGUGAGCUAAGAAAAAGGAAUGGGAAGCAAGGGAAGACUGACCGGGCUA